ACGCCCAGGCUGUGAGAGACUGCCACACCCGCUCCGUCCUUCAUCGGCAAAGUUGACUCAUAACAAACUGCAACAGGACACCUCGCAGACGAGGUUUGCUGUGUCCGCACAUACCUGCUAACCUUAGCUAAAGCGAGACACAGCAAAAGUUAGCUUGGGAAGUUUACAACUUUAAGCGAACCUCGCUGGAAACUUCAGUCGCAGCGAAGGAAGGAGAGUUAGUGCCAACAUGUUGCGCUUGAGGAUUAUUUUACUUCUUUGUCUUGUUACCGGAGCAUUAACACAAGAUUUGUUUGACUUGUCCGAUGCUCUCGAUGAUGUCAAGCCAGCAACUCCGAAACCAGAGCAACCGAAGGCCCCAGAGAAGCCGAAAGAUGAUGGUGGCUUUGGAUUUAAUUUGGAUGAUGCUCUGGGUCCAGACACCCCAAAACCUGCCAAACCUACCGUGAAGCCACCAAAGAGCGGAGGAGGAGGUGGCUUUGAAUUUAAUUUGGAUGAUGCUCUGGGUCCAGACGCCAACCCUCCCAAACCUACUGUGAAGCCCCCAAAUCGUGGAGGAGGUGGUGAGGCGAACCCCGGCUAUAAUUCCCAUGGUGGUGCUGCUGACGAGCCUCAAGCAGCUGGAACUGGACAGAUUGCAGGGAUUGCCAGCGCCGUCGGAAUGGCCCUGUUGGGAGCAGCAUCCAGUUACUUUGCUUACCAGAAGAAAAAGCUGUGCUUCAAAGCGCAGGGAGGUGCGGAUCCAGAGAGGGGUAAAGUCCAUCAUGGUAACCAGUCUGACGGUACUCAAAUUUUCAGCAACCUGCUCCGGACGUCUUAGACACCCUUUGCACACGCACAACACAAGUCAGUGGCCUUCUCUCCAAAACUCAGCACCAUUCACCUUUAAGUCAACUGUCACGGCUCGUCUUUGCUCUGAACAAUGACAUUUCCUCUGGGUCUUCCUGUUACCUGUUAGUUUAAACCAUAUAUCAACUCAAGCCUAAGGUGACAACUGUAAACUGAAAAUACAUGUAAUUGUGUCAUAUAUUUCUCUGUACACUCCUGUCCAUUUCUUCAGUGAUGAUUUCAGCAGCUUUGUGUAUAUGUGCUUCGGUUGUGUGUUUCCUUACAUUUCUUUACACUAUAUGAACUACAGUGGUAUUUACAUGGGUGUGGUUUACUGCAUCAUACAACUCAAAUCAGGUGUUUGUUAGUUAAGAUUGUCUCCUGUGACCUUCUGAGCUGGUUGUAGCAGACCCGAUCCCAGCUGGCAUCUAAGAAGGAUCGGACAAAACUUUGGGAUUUUAAUUUGUCGCUUCGCACUUCCGAAAGGGUUUGUUCACACACAAAAACAAUCUGUGUUUUUUAGGUCUUGAGAUAUCUGUCCCUGCGAUUUCAGCCUCCAGCAUUUCUUUCUUUUUUUUGCUUGUCUGUGUGAACUGACCCGUUUUAAUGCACGCCUCAGAGUCUGCCUAAUCCAUGUACUGUCUAAAAAUAAAAGUAGAUAUUCAAAUAAAGACAAGGAGCGUAGCCAUCGAAAGUUCAUCGAAACAUCCAGCGGUAGUGGAGUCACUACCAUAGUGACUCACUAAAUGUGCAUUCCCACAGCAGUCAGUACAACAGUAAUGCCAUGUUUCUAUUUCUAUCACAGUAUUGUUUUCAUUCACUUGUUCACUCCAAACUCUUGUACUGCCAAUGAAACGCAAGACUUCCUGCAGAUGUUUCAAACUAAAAGCGUAUGAGGAAUAGGAGGGCGUUUGCCUUUUGAGCUGCUGAAGGCUGGAAGUAAUGAGUUUCAUUAAUUGAAGCUUAAAGGGAUGGUUCAGAUUUUUUUUGAAGUGGGGUUGUAUGGGGCACUUAUCCAUAAACAGUAUAUUAUAUACACACAUGAACCAAAAUUGUAGGUACCCAUCUGUUUGUUUCUUUUUAUUAGGAUCCCCAUUAGCACCAGCAAUAGCAUCAGCUAUUCUUCCUGGGGUCCAAGAAAGAAUGGUCACUGACAUAACUUGAAACUGACAAAAGUGAUAAUAAAUAAUAUUUUACUGAAAAUUAACCAAUGGAAAUCGGACAUUGCUUUAGAAUUGUGGUCCAAAAGAAUAAUUUUAAAAAUCAAACUAAUGAAACUGUCAAUGAAAGUGUCAGAAAGCAGUCACAGGUCACGGGUCCUCCAACAGGAUGAUGACCCAAAGCACACAGCUAAAAGCUUCUGAAGUGGCCUUCUGUGAGCCCUGAUCUAAAUCCUGUUGAACAUCUGUGGAAGGAGCUGAAACGUGGAGUCUGGGGAAGGCACCCUGAGACAGCUGGAGUGGGCCGAAAUACCUGCCGACAGGUGCAGAAGUCUUAUUGAGAGUUAGAUAAAUCCCUUGGUUGCAGUGAUUGCCUCAAAAGGUUGUCCAUUUUUGUCCAGGCCUGUUUCAUUAGUUUGUUUUUUCAAAUUAUUGUGGGAUUUUCUUUCUUUAACGGAAGGUACCAACAAUUUUGUCCAUGUGUGUACAGUAGAUGUCAGUGCACGGCUCCAGUUUGGAGAAGCAGACUGGAGUCUGACACGGGAGCUUAGCAAUGUACUGCGGUGGAUGGGGCCAGCAACAAAAUGUGUUUUAGUCACCUGAAACAAGUCCCACUUAAAAAAAAUCAAUCAAAAAAUCAGGGACUUUUUUGAGGUGGCUAAAAUGCAUUUUGUUGCUGACCCUCCACAACAGAUUGCUCAGCUUCCAUGUCGGACUCCAGCCUGCUUCUCCAAACAUCUACUGUGUGUAAUUUAAUGUCUAUGGAUAAGUACCCCAUACAACCCCACUUCAAAAAAUCAGAACUAUUCCUUUAACUAAAUCUUUUAAAUCUGCAAAAUGUGAGCUAUUGGAAACAAUUAGUGAUAUAUAACGUGACUGCUGAUUAAAAAAUGCUGUGGAAAUGCACAUUUUACUGAAUCUAUCAAGAAACCUGAGACUGCAUCGACAGAAAAUAGCAAAUGAAUACCUUAAACAUGGUUAAGUGUACUCAUAAAGGAGAUGAAAGUCCAAAUAAAGACCAGAUUUUCUCUGCAGUAAAGGUUCCAGACAGUAUUUGAGAAUGUACAGUUAUUCUUUUAUCUACAUCAUAACACAGCCAUGCUUCAGGUUGCGUUGACGUAAUCAUCAUGUAACUGGAUCUUAAUCCAGCAGAAGGAGCUUUUAAUGUAAAAUGCUGAUUGUGAUGUGAGCAGAUGGAAGUUAUGAAACACAAAGGAGAAGCUUACAUGUAUACAUCCAGUGAUGUGGUGGAAGUGAGAUCAUGAUCUUUUGUAUCACAUAUGUAAAUGUGAGCUACAGUGUAAGUCAGGCUUUUGUUUGUUGUCGUGUCACAGAUUGAUCCUAAGUGUGAAUACUGCAAAAUUCAUCAUGUCUCUAAUUUGAUUCCUUUUUUCUUCUUGAACACACCAUUUGCUUUUAUUGACAAACCCGCCGAUCAGGGAAACUCAGUUUGCUUUGCCUGGGGGCCACUUUUGAAAGAUGACAGGUGGCCAGGGGUCAGUCACAAAAGGUCACAGGUCAGGUGUACACAGGGGCCUCUCCAGGAUUUGAGGACAUUGGGGCUUAGCCCUGACCUCUGUUUUUAAAAAACAAGCACCCUGUCACAGGUCAGAUUUGACCCACGGGCCGCUAGUUGAGUAUCACCACCACAGAUCAUUAGCGUUUAGCAUCUAGCAGCUACAGAGGCAGAUGUUUUCCUCAGGAUUUGGUGAAGACCUGAUCCAAACUAGUAGACGUUCCUAUCUCAGCAGUGACACCUAUUAUCAAGUUAAAUGUUUCCACUGCCCCCUAGUGAUCAAAAAAAUAAUGAAUGUAGCUUUAAAACAAGUGAAACAUAAAACAAGCAAACUUUUUGUUGGAAACAAGUUGACACAUCUUUACCACACUGACAUAUUUGUUCCUGUUUGUUUUAAGAAAAUGAGUUCACGGAAUCAAUCAUAGACAGAAAUGAGUUUUUGCAGUCUGUGUAUUUUUGUAUUACCCGGCUUUGACGCUCUUUGUGCUUGCCGUAGCAGAGCAGCAGCCACGAGUCGCCCAUGAGUCAUCAGUUUAUUGGAGGAGCACAAUAAGUAUCAUAAAAUCCAAACUUGUUAUGAUGCUAAAAAAAGAGCUGUGCCCCUGUGAGCUGUAAAUACUUCAGUACAAUGUGUAUAAUGCCUGCUGACUUUUGCUUUAGGCUUGAUGCUGCAGUGCGCUUUGAGCUUUUUAGUAUCAACAUUUUGAAGUGUAUUUUGGAAGAUUUUUGUCAUGUCUUUGUUUUAAAAUGAUAGACUUAAUCCAGGUAUGUUAUAUCUGAUGAUGAGACAAAUGUUACUUUUGUGAGUGGAUUUAAAGUGUGUGUACAUGUUUUCACUAAAGUGGUGUUGUACAGUU
Epinephelus fuscoguttatus (brown-marbled grouper) is the source of this 4361-nucleotide messenger RNA. It is a transcript of the gene cd99, whose product is annotated as CD99 molecule. Lineage: Eukaryota; Metazoa; Chordata; Actinopteri; Perciformes; Serranidae. Gene Ontology annotation, biological process: T cell extravasation; positive regulation of neutrophil extravasation; homotypic cell-cell adhesion. The coding region runs from base 230 to 820 and encodes 196 amino acids. The record is from RefSeq and is a predicted model, not a curated record. The transcript has 12 exons.